AUGCAUUAUGAUGGGCAUGUGGACAGCCCAAAUGAAAAUGUUUGUUAUGUGGGAGGGAAGGUAAAGUAUUGGGAUUAUGUUGAUCCUGAUUGUUUAUCAAUCCAGGAGCUAGAUGGACUUCUUACUGAUGUGGGAUAUCUCCUGCAAGUUGAGACUAAAGACAUAGAAGAAUUUAGAAUAUUGAAUGGGUAUUCAUACUAUUAUAAAGUGGAUGAGCAUAAUAUGAAAGAAGGUCUGGUGGAGUUGAAGAGUGACAAAGAAUUGCUAGCUAUGGCUCAAGAAGUGGUUACUGAUAAAAAGUUUGUUGAGCUAUAUCUUAUCAAGAAAGCUGAGUUAGAAAGCACCAGAUUAGAGGCUGAUGGUGGGCAAAGAGGUGGUUCAAAUCGAAAUCCAAGGAUUGAAAAUGAAGCAAGAAAUGAGUUUGAUGGCGUUAGUGGUUUUGUGGACGAAGAAAAUGAUUUCAGUGACGAUGACUUUGAUAUAAAUGACUUUGAAGGUGGAGAGAACAACGAAAAUCUCAUCAUUGAUAAUGUGAUUGGUGAAGAUUGUGACACCGAUUGUGGGGAUUCAGACUACUUGGCAACAUUCACUCGAGCGAUGAUGAAGAUGGUAGUACAAGAAGGAGGUUCCAAGAGUUUAAUCCGGCAAGAGAUAUGGAAAAUCCAAAAAAAAUUUAGGUAA
This is a messenger RNA of Linum tenue, 681 nucleotides long. The record is from the annotation of a GenBank genome assembly. NCBI's taxonomy places the organism in Eukaryota, Viridiplantae, Streptophyta, Magnoliopsida, Malpighiales, Linaceae.